GUUAUACCUACCUACUUUCAUUGUUGCAGUUGCGAAUGAAAUAUGUAUAUUUAUCCAAUAACCAAAGAAUAAAAUAUAUAGUGUAUUUCAUGUAAUGUAACGUGUUUAAUAUGGUAAAAAUAUUUUAAGUUUGAUACUACACGGUUAGUGUCUGUUAUAUUUUGCUACAACUUUGGUUAUAUUAUUGUUGUCGUCUAUGUACUAUCGUUAAAUUCAAUGAUUGCGUCAUGUAAACUUAUAGAUAUACGAUGAGGUCCUAGGAAAAGUGAAAAUCUAACUGUAACAAAAACAUGAAGAUAUGAUAGCUAUAAAAAGUACUUUUUAGUGAAAUUUGUGAAGAAAACAAUAUUUAGGAUAUACAAUUUUAGUUAUGGGAGAGAUCAUAACAUAACAACAUGGAUGGUGACGGAGACUUCCUCCAUUGGGAGGAAGUAGAAGUAAAACAAAGCCCUGUCCAUCCAGUAGGUGAUGAGGAGAUAUGUGACCUUGACAAUGUGCAAACUGGAAGUUUUUCCAAUAUGACUUCAGAAGAAAUUAUUACAAAUAUGGAUCAAACAGCAGCCGAGAACUUGAUGUAUUUAUCACAAGAUGUUGUGAGUUAUACAGAAACGGCAGAGCUUGUAGAGGAUCCAAAUGUGGAGUGUGUCACUGAAGAAGUGAUUACUGAUGAUUGGGUGAUAUCAGGAGGGCAGGAAAGAGUGGAAGUAUCGCUAGAGCAUUUAGCAAAUCCAGUGUUAGAUAUAAAAGAAGAAAAUGAUAUUGAUGUACCCCUUCCAACUGAUCAGGACGAGUACACAGCGAUGCGGCCGUGGCCAUGUGACUUCUGCUCAAGGCGGUUUCGCAAAAAAGCGGCGCUUAUGAACCAUAUGGUUGCGCAUCAAAACGACCGACCGCACGCGUGUAACCUCUGCGGCGUACGGUACGUGAGAAAGUGCGAUCUCAUGAAUCACUUGAAGGUCCACGCCUUCGUACCCGAUGACCACGACCAGGAUUCCCUGCACUAUGAUGAUUUAUUAGAUAGUGAUCAAAUUGUCAAACCAAAGAAAAAAAGAGGUAGACGGAAAAAGAAUCCAGAACCAGUAGAGAAUGGCAUGUGGGAGAAUAUGACGUCGGCGCGGACGCAGCAGUGGUCGCGGCGCGCGCGGCCGGCCGCCGCCGCCCCGCCGUCGCCGCCCACGCCGCCGCCGCCGCCGCUGCCGCCGUCGCCCCCGCCGCCCCCCACCGACCCCUCGCGCCCCUUCGUGUGUCGCCACUGCGGGGUCGGCUUCGCGAGGGAGAAGGCGCUGCAGUCGCACGCUCGGGUGCACGGCGGCGACUCGCCGGUGGAGUGCGCAUCGUGCGGCGAACUGUGCUGGUCGCGCGAGGCGCUGGCCGCACACGCCGCCGCGCGCCACCCGCACCUGCCGCGCCCGCCGCGCGCGCGCGCAGACCCCGACCCCGACCCCGACCCCGGGGACGACUCCGACGAGGACAUGGACUUCCGGCUGUCGCAGGCGUCAGGUGGCGCGGAACGGCCUGCCUACGAGCAAAUGAGGGGGCCGGAGCUGUUUUGCCAGGACUGCGGCGUUGCCUUCCAGCGUGCGGACCUACUGCGCAGACACGUGGCCGCCGCGCACAGUUAUAAGCGGCACGACAGCACGAGCAGCACGUGGGCGGAGCACACGUGCGACGUGUGCGGGGAGAGCUGCACCGACGCGCUGCAACUGCUGGCGCACGCAGAGCGGCACGCGGAGCGCCCGCGGGCCCCCAGAUUAAAGAAGAUGAGUCGAGGUAGAAAUAAUACGUCGUCGUCUAACAGUUCGAGGCAAUUUCCCUGUAGAGAAUGUGGUAAAGUGUUCGGAUCGCGGAGCUCCCAGCAGAUCCACAUACGGAUUCACACGGGCGAGCGGCCGUAUGCGUGUAGAUUUUGUUGGAAGGCGUUUGCGGACGGCGGCACGCUUCGCAAGCACGAAAGAAUACACACAGGCGAGAAGCCGUACGCGUGCGCGGUGUGCCCGCGCGCCUUCAACCAGCGCGUGGUGCUCCGCGAGCACGUGCGCUCGCACCACUCCGCGCCCGACCGCCGCGCCAACGGUGGGCCUGCAUAUUGUUGCGUGGUUUGUGAAAGGACGUUACAUUCCAGUGCAGAACUAGUCCAGCAUUUAAUUCAACAUUGCGAUGCAAAUACAGCUCUUAAAAGGCAACCUCAGUCGGGUCCGCGCAAGUACAAGCGGCGGCGGAGAGUGAAAGUGGAGUCGCCAGUGGAGAACCCGUGGGAGCGGGCGUCGCGGUCGGCGAGCGGAUCGCCCGCGCGGCUGUCGCCCCCCUCGCCCCCCUCGCCCCCGUCGCGGUCCCCGUCGCCGCCCCCCUCGCCGACGUCCCCCUCGCCGCCGCCCUCCCCCGCGCCGCGCUCCCCGCCGCCCGCACGCCGCCGCCGCCGCCGCCCCGCGCCCCCGCCGCGCGCGCCGCGCCCCCGCAUGAUACACACGGAGCAGCCGCGGCCCAGGACCAAACAGAUUCGUACGAGAAGGCCCCCUCGUCACCCGGCCGACGACUUGCGUGCCAUCCGGGCGCGAUCCCCCGCGGUGUCCCCGCCCCGCGCGUCGCCCCCGCCCCCGUUGUCGCCGCCGUCGCCGCCGUCCCCACAGUCUCCGCCGGCGGAGCACGCGGUUCCAGGCGGCGCGUUCAAGUGCGAGAUGUGUUCGCUGGAGUUUCCCCGCCGCGACGCGCUGCUACUACACGUGCCCAUACACAUUUGACGAGAACCGCGACUACUGCGACGCUCGCGACGUCGCCGCUAAGCCCGUCGUAUACACGACCGGUAACUAUACGUAUAUGUCGUAGCGAGAUCGCAGAAUCGACAUCAUACCACAAUACAGACGACAGAAUUACGUCAAGUAUUGACAUAUUGUGAAAUCACGUUUUUUAACAAUUGAUAUGAUAUGCCUUGAUCAUAACAAUAAUUGGAGAUUGUAUCUUAAUCAGAUAUCUUCUCUUGAAAGUGAUGAUGUGUAAUAAAGAUGAAGUUCGUUAUUUUUCGGUAUUAAUUAAUUCCCGUGGGAUUAUUGCAAUACUAUUCACCUUUUAUUAAAAUAAAUGAGAAAUUUCUGUCAGAAAUAUGUAUAUAUAUAGCAAUAUAUAUAAAUAACAAUAAUAAUGCUAGAAAAUCCACAUAGUGCCAUCUAGCCCCAAUCUAAAAAUAUAUUGUGUUAUGAAUACUAGAUAACUAGUAUACAUAUUAGAAAUAUUUACAUGUUUGAUAAAAUUAAAAAUAUAUUUCUAUGAUAAUUUACAUGAGUCCCAAUAUGCAAUAUUGUUUAGAAACGCAAAGCAAUUCAUAUGAUGAUCAUGUAACGAAGUAGUUUUAGAUCCCAGAAUGAAAAAAACUGAUAAACUGGUAAAAUCUAUAGUAUCUCUGAAUUUUGAUGAGA
This is a messenger RNA of Achroia grisella, 3410 nucleotides long. Its product is annotated as zinc finger protein 48-like. The record is from RefSeq and is a predicted model, not a curated record. Lineage: Eukaryota; Metazoa; Arthropoda; Insecta; Lepidoptera; Pyralidae. Gene Ontology annotation, biological process: regulation of transcription by RNA polymerase II. Gene Ontology annotation, molecular function: RNA polymerase II transcription regulatory region sequence-specific DNA binding; DNA-binding transcription factor activity, RNA polymerase II-specific. Gene Ontology annotation, cellular component: nucleus. The coding region runs from base 396 to 2738 and encodes 780 amino acids. The transcript has 17 exons.